UGAAUGACUUGUCGUGGGCGAGCCCUUCGGGUGCUAUUAAUACUUUCGGGUCACAGCGGAGACUCUGGCUGUUGUUCAGAAAAGAACUACGAAUCCCAGAAUGCCCUGUUCCCCCAUUUUCCCCGCGAGAAUCCAAGGCAUUGUCCUACAUAAUGGUAGAGGACGAACUGGCACUAUUCGAUAAAAGCAUAAAUGAAUUUUGGAAUAAAUUCAAAAGUACGGACACCUCCUGUCAGAUGGCGGGACUAAGAGAUACCUACAAGGAUUCCAUCAAAGCAUUUGCAGAAAAGCUGUCUGUGAAAUUAAAGGAAGAAGAACGAAUGGUUGAGAUGUUUCUGGAAUAUCAAAAUCAGAUCAGCAGGCAAAAUAAGCUCAUUCAAGAAAAAAAGGAUAACUUGUUAAAAUUGAUUGCUGAAGUAAAAGGCAAAAAGCAGGAAUUGGAAGUACUGACUGCAAAUAUCCAGGAUCUUAAGGAAGAAUAUUCUAGGAAGAAGGAAACUAUUUCUACUGCUAAUAAAGCGAAUGCAGAGAGGUUGAAAAGGCUGCAGAAAUCUGCAGACUUGUAUAAAGAUCGACUUGGACUAGAAAUUCGAAAAAUUUAUGGUGAGAAAUUGCAGUUUAUUUUCACUAAUAUUGACCCUAAGAAUCCUGACAGCCCAUUUAUGUUUUCCUUGCAUCUCAAUGAAGCAAGGGACUAUGAAGUGUCAGAUAGUGCCCCUCAUCUUGAGGGCCUAGCAGAAUUUCAAGAGAAUGUAAGGAAGACCAACAAUUUUUCAGCUUUUCUUGCCAAUGUUCGGAAAGCUUUUACUGCCACGGUUUAUAAUUAACGUACAAAUAGUGCGUAUAAAAACGGUUUAUUUUUCUUCUCUAUUACGUAUCUCUUUUUUUUUCUUGUUUUUAUUAUUAUACUUUAAGUUUUAGGGUACAUGUGCACAAUGUGCAGGUUUGUUACAUAUGUAUACAUGUGCCAUGUUGGUGUGCUGCACCCAUUAACUCCUCAUUUAGCAUUAGGUAUAUCUCCUAAUGCUAUCCCUCCCCCUCCCCCCACCCCACAACAGUCCCCAGAGUGUGAUGUUCCCCUUCCUGUGUCCAUGUGUUCUCAUUGUUCAAUUCCCACCUAGGAGUGAGAAUAUGUGGUGUUUGGUUUUUUGUCCUUGCGAUAGUUUGCUGAGAAUGAUGGUUUCCAGCUUCAUCCAUGUUCCUACAAAGGACAUGAACUCAUCCUUUUUUAUGGCUGCAUAGUAUUCCAUGGUGUAUAUGUGCCACAUUUUCUUAAUCCAGUCUAUCAUUGUUGGACAUUUGGGUUGGUUCCAAGUCUUUGCUAUUGUGAAUAGUGCCAAAAUAAACAUACGUGUGCAUGUGU
This is a messenger RNA of Gorilla gorilla gorilla (western lowland gorilla), 1363 nucleotides long. It is a transcript of the gene SPC25, whose product is annotated as SPC25 component of NDC80 kinetochore complex. Gene Ontology annotation, cellular component: Ndc80 complex. The record is from RefSeq and is a predicted model, not a curated record. Lineage: Eukaryota; Metazoa; Chordata; Mammalia; Primates; Hominidae. The transcript has 7 exons. Gene Ontology annotation, biological process: chromosome segregation. The coding region runs from base 153 to 827 and encodes 224 amino acids.